Molecule: messenger RNA, 905 nt
Organism: Pecten maximus
Lineage: Eukaryota; Metazoa; Mollusca; Bivalvia; Pectinida; Pectinidae
Exons: 5
Coding region: 121-885 (254 amino acids)
Source: RefSeq, a predicted model, not a curated record
AACAGGAGUUUAUCUUGUUCUUGUGAUUGAAGGCAAAUCUUAUCAAAACUGGCACAUGACCACUGCGAUAAACUUUAUAUAUACCUAUAACGAAAUACAUCGCCAACACGAGAUUCCACAAUGCAGUAUAGUGGGCUGUUUGUUGUGUUUGCUUUGAUCGGGGCGGUGUAUGGGCAGAUCCCCAUCCCAAGUAAGCCUCUCGGUUUUUCUUAUGGACUGGGGAAUAAGUCUGCUCCUAUACAGCUAUCAACGUUCUUAGGACCGUUGUGUCCCGAUAGUCAAAACGCUUUUCCAACACUCCUCAAAGUGGCCGACUACUAUGGGCCAGACAGGGUCAGACUCAUUACCCAUCUCUUCCCAUUGCCGUACCAUAGAAACGCUUUCCUGGCAGCCAAGGGAGCACAAAUUACGAAUGUACUGAGUUCCGGAAACAGCACAUACAGCUGGAUGACAGCUGUGUAUUCUAAUUUGGCUGCCUUUUCAAAUGACGUCACGCAUGACAAAACGGAGAAACAGGUGCAAGACAUGUUCGCAUCAAUGGCGAAGACCUUAAACCUGGACCAAACGAAAUUCAACACCAUGUACAAGGAUUCUGGUAUAGAAGAAGCCACUCGUUUAGAUUGGAAGUAUACCGCAACAAGAGGUGUAGCAUGGACUCCCGCCUUUAUGAUCAAUGACGUCUUGAUACAGGCAGAACCCACGUGGACACUCGAAGACUGGAAGAAAGUUAUUGACAGUCUACUCGGCAGACAGCGUCCAUCAACCAACCGCGAGACACAAUCAGCUUGCAAGUCGGGAACCAAAACAUGCGAGUACCUUCCAGGGAAGAUCGAGUGCUGUACUAAAGGAGAGGCUUGUAUUCCUAAUGUUGGAUGUCGAUGUUAAAUAAAUUAGUUUUACGUGUU